CCCUAAUUUGUGUUGUCUCUUUCUUACCUUGGAAGGAUCUAGAACAAUAUUUGUAUUUAAUUCUCAGCCACCACCUCCUCUUCUCAGAUCUAGGUUAUUUUAUUUUCUCUCCAUCAGAUCUCGUCACAUCUGACUUGAUUCUCCAUUGUUUCUCUGGCUUUUUAGUGUUUUUAGGUGUUCAUCUUACACUUCUUUGCUCUCCAUUCCACUUCUGGUAUUUUUCCAUUCAAUCUAAGUUAUACGGGUUUGAGUCAGGUUAAGAUGAACUGACCCGUAACCCACUUGAAAAUCCUAAUUUAUGCUGUCUCUUUCUUACCUUGGAAGGAUCUAGAACAAUAUUUGUAUUUAAUUCUCAGCCGCCACCUCCUCUUCUCAGAUCCAGGUUAUUUUAUUUUCUCUCUACCAAAUCUCGUCACAUCUGAUUUGAUACUCCACAGUUUCUCUAACUUUUCAGUGUUCAUCUUACACUUUUUUGCGCUCCACUCAACUACUGUGUAGGUUAAACCAAAAAGAUGAAGAGUGUUGUGGGUUCACAUUGCAUUUCCCGCCAAGUGUAAAGGAGCGCGAAAAUAAUUUUUUCAGUGUCUGAGUAGCUUCUUCUUCUACACUCUAAACCUAAACCUCCGAUUCUGAAGAUAAUGAAGGGUGGCACGGUUCAGAUUAUCUGGCACGAGAGAAAACCCGUGUUAACUCUCGAUUUUCACCCCCUCACCGCCACUCUUGCCACCGCCGGCGCCGAUUUCGACAUCAAGUUUUGGUCGAUAAAGCCAUCGGGGACGGAGAAGCUUCCCGUAGUUUCCUAUCUCAGUAACCUCUCUUAUCAUAGCUCUGCAGUGAAUGUUAUUCGCUUCUCUUCUUCAGGGGAAUUGCUGGCCUCUGGCGCUGAUGGAGGGGACCUGAUAAUAUGGAAGCUAAAUUCUGCCGAUACUGGUCAGACAUGGAAGGUUCUCAAGAUGUUACGAUCUCAUCUCAAGGACAUUUUGGACCUGCAGUGGUCUUCCGAUGCCACAUAUAUCAUAUCUGGAUCAGUUGAUAAUUGUUGCAUUAUAUGGGAUGUUAACAAAGGAACUAACCUUCAGACGUUGGAUGCCCAUGCGCACUAUGUUCAAGGGGUUGCAUGGGACCCUCUAGGGAAAUACGCUUCUUCUCUUAGUUCAGAUAGGACUUGCAGAAUUUACAUGAAUAAGCCUCAUAAAUCAAAAGGCACUGAGAAAACCAAUUAUGUUUGCCAGCAAGUCAUUUCUAAGGCAGAUCAGCCAUUAUUAAAAAAUUCUCAGGAGACAAAAAUUCACCUCUUCCACGACGAGACAUUGCCAUCUUUUUUCAGAAGAUUAGCAUGGUCUCCUGAUGGUUCAUUUUUAGUUGUGCCUGCAGGCUCUUACAAAACUAAUACUGCAUCCGAGACUGUGAAUGCGGCUUACAUAAUUUCUCGAAAAGAUCUUUCUAGGCCUGCUAUACUGCUUCCCUGCACAAAUAAAGCUGUUGUAGCGGUCCGGUUCUGUCCCAUAAUUUUUAAACUUCGGGGAGCGAACUCUCUCGAUUCAGCUGGUGUAUUUAACCUCCCAUAUCGCAUCAUAUUUGCUGUGGCCACUUUGAAUUCGCUGUACAUUUAUGACACCGAGAGCGUAUCUCCGUUAGCUGUAUUAGCUGGUCUUCACUAUGCCGCAAUAACAGAUAUUACUUGGUCAUCUGAUGCUCGUUAUUUGGCAUUGUCAUCACAAGAUGGUUUCUGCUCUUUGGUGGAAUUUGAAAAUGACGAACUUGGAUCACCUUACUCUUUAUCUGAAGGAAAAGUCGAGGAGGAUAGUAAGAGUACUGUACAGACAGGCAAUGCCAUUGUACCAACUGGGAAUUUUAGUGCAGUUCUAUCAGAGAGCAAGGACAUGGAAUUAGAAGCGGAGGCUGUUGACAUGGUCACUGGAGAGUCUGGGAAUAUAGGCACUGCAAUAACAGAAAACCAGAGCACUGUUACCCAAGACAAGCCUGACAACAUGGUCAUAGAGACAACUGGGAAUGUUGAAGGGGUUAUAGUUUAUAGUAGGAAAAAUGAAGCAGAAGAGAAAACCGAUGACAUGGUUAUUGAAGCAACUGGAAGAAUUGGUACUGCUGAAUUAGAUAGAAGAAAAGUGGAAGCAGAAGAUAAGGCAGCGAAACAUCCAUGGAAUUUGGGUACAGUAAGUUUUGGAGCUCAAGACAUGACUGAGAAACAGCUAGCUAAUCCAGAUUCAGAUGGAAAACAAACGGAAUCAGGGGAGAAGACUGAGCAACAAUUGUCCAGUUCGAAGAGUACACCCUUAUCAAAUAAGCGAGCCAGGAAACGUAUUACUCCAAUUGCCAUUGAUCCAUGAUUUUUCAAUUCCUGAGAAAUUUCAUCCAUGCCUGUCUUUGUACAUCUUUUUGUGCGUCAUUUAUUCGGAAGUCACAUUUGCCCUUCGUCGUUUUCAUUGUUUUUCACCUAUUCUGUAAUAUAGGUUCCAAUAUAAUAUUUAGUGAAAACAAUCUUCGUCUUGGAGACUUCUCUGGACCUCUUUUUCUUCUCUCUUGUACCAUCUCGUGUUGGAAAGAUUAAAUAAGUGCAAGAA
This is a messenger RNA of Vigna radiata var. radiata (mung bean), 2582 nucleotides long. Its product is annotated as chromatin assembly factor 1 subunit FAS2. The coding region runs from base 639 to 2348 and encodes 569 amino acids. NCBI's taxonomy places the organism in Eukaryota, Viridiplantae, Streptophyta, Magnoliopsida, Fabales, Fabaceae. Gene Ontology annotation, molecular function: protein binding. The record is from RefSeq and is a predicted model, not a curated record. Gene Ontology annotation, cellular component: nucleus; CAF-1 complex. Gene Ontology annotation, biological process: DNA replication-dependent chromatin assembly; nucleosome assembly. The transcript is spliced from 13 exons.